Molecule: messenger RNA, 900 nt
Organism: Topomyia yanbarensis
Lineage: Eukaryota; Metazoa; Arthropoda; Insecta; Diptera; Culicidae
Exons: 3
Coding region: 1-900 (299 amino acids)
Biological process (GO): DNA integration
Molecular function (GO): nucleic acid binding
Source: RefSeq, a predicted model, not a curated record
AUGACUACAACAACAUCGGCUGCUGUAAUACAAAAACUUGAACGAAUAUUCACUCGCCUUGGAAUUCCGGAUAUUCUAACGACCGAUAACGCAGCGAACUUUUGUAGUCAAGAAUUCAAAGACUACUGUACGGACAACGGGAUUAAACUUGCGCACACCACUCCAUAUUGGCCUGCUGCAAAUGGAGAAGUGGAAAGACAAAAUCGAUCGAUUCUCAAGGCGUUGAAGAUUAAUCAAUUGAACGGAGGUGUUUCUCCAGCGGAACUUAUGUUCGGGAGACGAUUCAAGGAUAAAUUCCCGCACAUUGGCGAGUUCUCAAUAGUCAAGGACGAAAUUACAGAUAAAGAUUUAGCAACAAAACACCAAGCCAAACUAUAUCGCGAUAAAAAGUUCAAUGCAAAAGUCUCAGAUUUACAAAUUGGGGAUCAAGUUUUGAUGAAAAACCAACAUAAGAAUAAUAAGUUGGCGCCAAAUUUUUUACCGGAACCAGCUGUAGUGAUUGAUAGACAUGGCAGUAACGUGACUGUCCAGACUGAAGGAGGUGAUAUAUACCAUCGAAACACAUCGCACUUGAAGCCGUUAUCAGUUAACAUAGGACCAGACGGAACUGAGCAAUUGGCGAAAACUGUACAGACUCCUACCGCACUUACGGACUGCUUUGAGACGACUAACACUCCUGGUAAUCAUGGUACUGUACAGACUCCUACUGCACUUUCGGACUGCUUUGAGGCGACUAACACUCCUGGUAAUCAUGGUAGUGGUAUGCAAAAGCGUCCCAUACGAAAUGCUAAGGUUCCAGUUAGAUUUAAGAUCGCUCCGCCAUGUUUGAAUCUGGGCAGUUUUCUCGAUAAGUAUGUUGAUAUUACAGAAGGUGUGCAAUUCCCUCAGCUGCGUAUGUAG